Anarrhichthys ocellatus (wolf-eel) is the source of this 4686-nucleotide messenger RNA. RefSeq names its product small ArfGAP2 (gene smap2). Gene Ontology annotation, molecular function: GTPase activator activity. The coding region runs from base 360 to 1973 and encodes 537 amino acids. The transcript is spliced from 9 exons. NCBI's taxonomy places the organism in Eukaryota, Metazoa, Chordata, Actinopteri, Perciformes, Anarhichadidae. Gene Ontology annotation, cellular component: cytoplasm. The record is from RefSeq and is a predicted model, not a curated record.
AGAGAGAGAGAGAGGUGGAGGAGUCGGUACCAAUCAUAGAUAGGUUACAGAUGCGCCUUAAAGUCGACCUUACAUUAGCCUAUAUUAUUAAGCUUAACAUUCAGGGUGUUUUCCUCCACGUUACGUCUUGAUUGGUUAUCAGUAUUUAGCAUAACCCGCAUGCUGAGAGACAAUCAUCCCACAUCUUCUUCUUGAAACAAACUCGCUCUGCGAAAGCGAAGAGGAGGGACCGGGGCGCAUCGGCUCUGCACACACUCACACACACACACUGCUUUUUAUUGUGUCAAAUAAGAAGCUAAUUGACAAAAGCCGGUAUACGAACAGCAGGGGCUGUAGCCGACAGGAGGUGGACUAGUGCAAUGAUGACGGGCAAAUCUGUGAAAGACGUGGACAGAUACCAGGCUGUCCUCAACUCUUUACUGGCGCUGGAAGAGAAUAAAUUCUGCGCUGAUUGCGAAUCCAAAGGUCCAAGAUGGGCAUCCUGGAAUUUGGGCAUCUUCGUCUGUAUCCGCUGUGCUGGUAUCCAUCGAAACCUGGGGGUCCACAUCUCCAAGGUCAAGUCUGUCAAUCUGGACCAGUGGACGCAGGAGCAGGUCCAGUGUGUUCAGGAGAUGGGAAAUGCCAAAGCCAAGCGUCUCUAUGAGGCUUUCUUACCCAAGUGUUUUCAGCACCCCGAGACGGACCAGUCUGCAGAGAUCUUCAUCAGGGACAAGUAUGACAAGAAGAAGUACAUGGAUAAGGUCAUUGACAUCCAGAUGCUUAGGAAAGAAAAGAGCUGUGACAAUAUACCCAAGGAACCCGUUGUGUUUGAGAAGAUGAAAUUGAAAAAAGACAUCAGCCCCAAGACAGAUCUCCAGUCUGUUACAGACCUGCUUGAAUUAGAUGGCCCUGCUCCAAGUGCUGCAGUGUCUAAUGGUGGAGGAUGCGUACCAGACGGUAAUGAGAGCCCGGCAGUGUCCAAUCCACCUCUGGCACACUCUGCACUGGAUCUCUUCAGCUCCUUGCCAGCACCCUCCUCUGCUUCCUCCAUUAAAACCACGCCUGUUUCCAGCUCCAUGCCUCAGAGCAGAGUGACUGCCUCGGUGCCUGACAACCUCAGUCUGUUCCUGCGUUCGGCACCCAAAGCAGAGGAGGGCACUGUCAAGAAACUGUCCAAGGACUCUAUUCUCUCCCUUUAUGCCUCCACCCCCUCAGUGCACGCCAGCAGUAUGUCGACUCACGCAGGCUUGUACAUGAACCAAAUGGGAUACCCAACGCACCCGUACGGAUCGUACCAUUCUUUAGCCCAGGCAGGUGGAAUGGGAGGUGCCAUGAUGACAUCCCAGAUGGCCAUGAUGGGACAGCAACAGAGCGGCAUGAAUAGAGUUCAACAGAACGGCAUGAUGGGACAGCAAGGCGCCAUGGCUCAGCCGAGUGCCGUUAUGGCGCCACCCUACAUGACGGGCAUGACCCAGGGUAUGAUGGGACAGCAGCAAAGUGGAAUAAUGGUACAGCAGCAGAAUGGCGUUAUGGGACAACAACAACAGAGUGGGAUGAUGGUACGGCAGCAGAGUGGCGUUAUGGGACAACAACAACAGAGUGGGGUGAUGGUACGGCAGCAGAGUGGCGUUAUGGGACAACAACAGAGUGGGGUGAUGGUACGGCAGCAUAGUGGUGUUAUGGGACAACAACAACAGAGUGGGAUGAUGGUACAGCAGCAUCAUGGCAUUAUGGGACAACAACAACAGAGUGGGGUGAUGGUACAGCAGCAGAGUGGUGUUAUGGGACAGCAGCAGGUUGGAGGUUUACCUCAUCAGCAGGGGUACGGAGUGCAACAUGCCCAGCAGCUACAGUGGAAUACGACCCAGAUGACUCAACAUGUGGCCGGCGUCAAUCUCUACAACACCAAAGGCAUGACGGGAUACAGCAGUCAACAGACGGGAGGCUCAACAACUCCAAGCUCAGCGCACAUGACGGCACACGUUUGGAAAUGAUUUCAUCUAUCCAGGAAGUGAUGUAAUGCCAAUGACCGACAAAAGAGAGGCAAACUGCAUUGUAGGAAUCUGUGGGUCAGACUCUCCAGGAGACAUUUUCUAAUGCAAGGGAGGGGGAAGAGGAGGAGGAGACAAGUGUGAAGAAGAUCAAGGUUUGGGAAACCACUACUACCUCUCUUUCCCUCUCCUCUCUGACCAUGCUUCCUCUUCUCGACACAUCCAUGGCCAUGUUUUGCAUAUUUCCAUGUUUGCCUUCAGAACAAUUUGGUAUGAUGUCCAAGACAACAGGGUUCAGAGGUUACACAUCUUUCUUUGUACCUAACAUGUUGGUGUGUGUGUGCACACAUCCGCUGUAUGUGGGUGUCAACAAACUGCUUUGACGUUUGUUUUUUGGAGAAUUUUAAAGUUUUUCUUACUUGAUCAGAAUCAGAAUUAAGAAGGUUAGCCUAGCUAAACUCAAUUGGUCUGUGUGCCUGAAUCUUGACAUUUAUUGGAACAAGAUGCAUUUCCCCCAAAAGGAUGGAAACAUACCUUGCUGCAAGGGUAAGGUUUAAUCAUUUUUAAUUUGUUGGAUAGUUCGACAUUUUAGGAAUUAUGCUUAUUUGCUUUUUUUGAUAAGCCUUCGAUGAAAAGAUUGAUACGAUACCCUUCUUGAGUCUGUACAUCAAAUAUGAGGCAACCACCAGCAGAUGGUUAGCUUAGCUUAGCAUAAAGACUGGAAACAGGAAAUAACAACUAGCCUGGCUCUGUCCGAAGACUUUGACUGUUUGCAGAUCAAAGAAAUGAUAUAUAAUGUGAUAAUCAAUAGGCUUUAGAUAUGUUGGAAGCUGGAUUUUGUACCUUGACAGGCUAGCUGUUUCCACCUUUUCCCAGUCUUUGCGCUAAACUGUCCGGCUGCUGGCAUUAGCUUCAUAUACCAUGUACACAUGAGAGUGCUAUUGAUGUUCUCUUCCAACUCUUGACAAGAAAGUAAAUUAGCGUUCAGUUUAGGUCAAAGCCAAAAUGUUAGUUUAACCUAGCAUUAGCAAAGUUUCUUAGAAUAUAAGUCACAACAGAAUCCUACAAUUAGCUUAAUAUUUAAGCCGCAACCAUAUUUGUGAAGGAGCAACUACGAAUGUUUUUCUAGCCAGCUUUUAAGCUCACAGAGGAGUUAAGAGUUCGAUACCUCAAGGUUUAAAGUGACGAAUCAUUUAAGGUUAGGGCAUUAAUGAAAUAGCCUAGCUCUGCAUAAGUAGGAAAAAAUUAUAAAAUCUUACAAGAAAACAUGUAUCCCCUUCCUAAAUACUUAUAUAUAAAAACAAUUAAGAAAUCCUUUUUCGUGUUGCCUCACAAGUUAAAGCAGCUACACAACCUACCUAAACAGCCCGUAUUAAUGAUGUCUUCUACCCAAUCAACAGAGGGCUUCUUUUAGAAUCAAUAUAUAAUCAGUGUCUAAAAUCCAAAACUGGAUUUGGGAGACCAAAGAUCAACGCUAGCUUUAUUAUGAUUGUACAGUAUUCCAAUGCUUUGUUACAUCUGUGCAGCCGCUUAACUAGUGAUUAGUGUAACAUUCAAUUCAGCAGUCCUUUUAAAGUAUGUUUGGUCAACCGUGCUCUUACAUGAUGAAUGUCUGGGAAUAUCAGUUCACUGUGCAACUUCCUCAGCAGGACACUCAAAAAGUCACUUGCAUGUAUGUAAAUGUUGAGGUAACGCUCACACACCUCAAGUUAAUCUACCUUGUACAAUAGAGGCCUCAAAUAAUGCUGAAUGUCUGUAAGUAAGAGAGAAAUAGAGGGAGAGGUGGGGACGGAGGCAAGAGACAACUUAAAGUACAAAUCCGCCAUGUUUCAGAUUCUUCCACUGAAUUGCAUGUAGAGAAUGUUUAUCUCUGAUUGUAUAUAUACUGUAUGUUUAUUGUGAUAUCUGAAUGUGUCUCUCUGAAUGUUCCUCUCUACAUGUCAAUCGGUCUCCGAUCGAGACCGAAAAAAUGUCUCAACGAAUGUGCGUCCUGAAUGUGUUUCACGACUGUACAGGACUCCUUUUUUGGAGACGCACACCUGAGUGUUGCUGGGGUGCGUUUGUUUUUUGAUAUUCUACGACUUUGUCAAGCAAUUUACACUGGUGUCUUUUGAAUUUUCUGUGGUUCAACUAUGUUUUAAUCUCAUGACGUCAAAUUAGGCGCCAAUUGUGACACGGCUGACGCAGUUGUAAAGCCUUUCACAACUCAGCAACUUCUCUUCUCUUCGAUUUUAGCUCUUUUUGUGGCAGUUGAGGCAACAGUGUGACUGCAGCAGUCACUUUCUCCGCUGAGAGCAAUAUCAUCAUAAGACAACGUGUCGUCUUCGCAGUGUAAUGGCAGAUCUGUCAGCUAGCAGUAUAAAUCUAUCUCUGUGGGCGAUACCUUUUAAGUUUAGUUUGCUUGUAUUCAGUUCCUUUUUUUUGUCUGCUAUUUUUUCUGUGAAAUAAGAGCAAUUAAAGGAAUGUAUCUUUUUAUGUACUUGUCAAUCAAGCUAUUGUGUACUUUAUUCUUUAUCAGAAUAUCUAUGUAUAGAGUGUUCCUUAAACAACAUUGAUGAACAUGUACUGUAUAUUAGUUCUGCAUUUCUUUUCACGUGCUUUGCCCCUUUUGAUUUUAUGUCUCCACAAGUUAGUCAAUUGCGUUUGAGAAUAUGUAACACAUGAUACUUGUCUUUGUGAAAAUAUACAAAAUAAAUAUUGUUUUGAUUAAAUUCUA